Rhododendron vialii is the source of this 4553-nucleotide messenger RNA. RefSeq names its product DNA-directed RNA polymerase II subunit RPB2. Gene Ontology annotation, molecular function: DNA binding; ribonucleoside binding; DNA-directed RNA polymerase activity. The transcript is spliced from 25 exons. NCBI's taxonomy places the organism in Eukaryota, Viridiplantae, Streptophyta, Magnoliopsida, Ericales, Ericaceae. Gene Ontology annotation, cellular component: RNA polymerase II, core complex. Gene Ontology annotation, biological process: DNA-templated transcription. The coding region runs from base 275 to 3844 and encodes 1189 amino acids. The record is from RefSeq and is a predicted model, not a curated record.
AGUUUUCCCGAAUCCGAUUUUAAGCGGGUUAGAAAAGUUCAUCCGUACGAUCGAACCGGCCGGUCCGACACCUUUAUUUUUGUACCGUAACCGAAACACCGCCCUCCCCAAAAAUUCCCGUAAAGCCCCUCUUCCGUCAGUCCUUUGUCAAACACACUUCAACCCCCUUCUCCCUCUCUCUCUCUCUCUCUCUCUCUCUCUCUCUCUCCUCCUUGACCCUCUUUCGACUCUCCAAAAACCCUUGUCCGAACUCGAGUGAAAACACUCCACGGCAAUGGACUUCGAAGAAGAAGAAGAGUACGACCCCACGAUGGAAGACGAAGAAGAGGAGAUCACCCAGGAAGACGCCUGGGCCGUAAUCAGCGCGUACUUCGAGGAGAAGGGUCUGGUGCGGCAGCAGCUCGAUUCCUUCGACGAGUUCAUCCAGAACACCAUGCAGGAGAUCGUCGACGAGUCGGCCGACAUUGAGAUUCGCCCCGAGUCGCAGCACAACCCCGGCCACCAGUCCGAUUUCGCUGAGACCAUCUAUAAGAUCAGCUUUGGUCAGAUAUACUUGAGUAAGCCUAUGAUGACAGAGUCGGAUGGAGAAACUGCGACUCUGUUUCCAAAGGCUGCGAGGUUGAGAAAUCUAACAUACUCCGCUCCCUUGUAUGUCGAUGUCACAAAGAGGGUCAUAAAGAAAGGUCAUGAUGGUGAAGAAGUUACCGAAACUCAGGAUUUCACGAAGGUCUUCAUUGGGAAGGUUCCUAUAAUGCUCCGGUCCAGUUACUGCACAUUGUAUCAGAACUCAGAGAAAGAUUUGACUGAGCUUGGAGAGUGUCCUUAUGAUCAAGGUGGGUACUUCAUCAUCAAUGGGAGUGAAAAGGUUCUGAUUGCUCAAGAGAAGAUGAGCACCAAUCAUGUCUAUGUGUUUAAGAAGAGGCAGCCGAAUAAGUAUGCCUACGUGGCGGAAGUCCGGUCAAUGGCAGAGUCCCAAAACAGGCCACCCAGUACUAUGUUUGUGCGGAUGCUGUCUCGAACUAGUGCCAAAGGGGGCUCGUCUGGCCAGUAUAUUCGUGCUACCCUUCCGUACAUCCGGACAGAGAUUCCUAUUAUUAUCGUGUUUCGAGCAUUAGGGUUCGUCGCCGAUAAGGAUAUAUUAGAACAUAUAUGUUAUGAUUUUGCGGAUACUCAGAUGAUGGAGUUGCUGCGACCCUCUUUAGAGGAAGCAUUUGUCAUACAAAAUCAGCAGGUUGCACUGGACUAUAUCGGGAAACGAGGAGCCACUGUUGGUGUCACUAAGGAAAAGAGGAUUAAGUAUGCCAAAGAGAUCCUUCAAAAGGAAAUGCUUCCACAUGUUGGGGUUGGAGAAUAUUGCGAGACAAAGAAAGCUUACUAUUUUGGGUAUAUUAUUCACCGGCUUCUGCUAUGCGCACUUGGGCGAAGGGCAGAGGAUGAUAGAGAUCAUUAUGGGAAUAAAAGACUAGAUCUUGCUGGUCCUUUGCUCGGUGGCCUGUUUCGAAUGCUAUUCAGAAAGCUAACCAGAGAUGUCAGAGGUUACGUCCAAAAGUGUGUUGAUAAUGGGAAGGAUGUUAAUCUUCAAUUUGCAAUUAAAGCAAAAACGAUUACCAGUGGCCUUAAGUACUCACUUGCUACUGGGAACUGGGGUCAGGCAAAUGCGGCUGGUACCAGAGCUGGAGUUUCACAGGUGUUAAAUCGCUUGACGUAUGCCUCCACUUUGUCACAUUUACGAAGACUAAAUUCUCCUAUUGGGCGUGAAGGGAAAUUGGCAAAACCACGACAGUUGCACAAUUCGCAGUGGGGAAUGAUGUGCCCUGCGGAAACACCUGAAGGACAAGCAUGCGGUCUGGUGAAGAACCUUGCAUUGAUGGUGUAUAUAACUGUUGGAUCAGCAGCAUAUCCUAUUUUGGAAUUCUUGGAAGAAUGGGGUACUGAGAAUUUUGAGGAAAUAUCUCCGGCGGUUAUUCCCCAAGCUACAAAAAUCUUUGUCAAUGGUUGCUGGGUUGGUAUUCAUCGCGAUCCAGAUAUGUUGGUGAGGACGCUUAGACGGCUGAGGAGACGGGUUGAUGUCAAUACUGAAGUUGGGGUUGUUAGAGAUAUCCGCUUAAAGGAACUGCGGAUAUAUACCGAUUAUGGCCGUUGCAGUCGUCCCUUGUUCAUCGUGGAGAAACAAAGGCUUCUUAUAAAAAGGAAGGAUAUUCAAGCAUUACAACAGAGGGAAACACCAGAAGAUGGUGGCUGGCAUGAUCUAGUGGCGAAGGGAUUCAUAGAAUACAUUGAUACAGAAGAAGAGGAGACUACUAUGAUUUCCAUGACUAUUAAUGAUCUCGUUUCUGCUAGACUCAAUCCAGAGGAGGCUUAUUCUGAAACUUAUACCCACUGUGAAAUUCACCCGUCGCUGAUUUUAGGUGUUUGUGCUUCAAUUAUACCAUUUCCAGACCAUAACCAAUCCCCUCGUAAUACGUAUCAGUCAGCAAUGGGUAAGCAGGCCAUGGGUAUUUAUGUCACCAACUACCAAUUUCGGAUGGAUACGUUGGCUUAUGUGCUGUACUACCCUCAGAAGCCUCUUGUUACUACUCGGGCCAUGGAGCACCUUCACUUCAGGCAGCUUCCUGCUGGCAUUAAUGCCAUUGUUGCCAUUGCCUGCUAUUCUGGAUAUAAUCAAGAAGAUUCGGUUAUUAUGAACCAGUCGUCAAUAGAUCGUGGAUUCUUUCGAUCGCUUUUCUUCCGUUCUUAUAGAGAUGAGGAGAAGAAGAUGGGGACACUUGUUAAGGAGGAUUUCGGCCGUCCAGAUAGAGCCAAUACCAUGGGGAUGCGACAUGGUUCUUAUGAUAAAUUGGAUGAUGAUGGUCUUGCGCCUCCAGGUACAAGAGUUUCAGGGGAAGAUGUAGUUAUCGGCAAAACUACUCCAAUUGCUCAGGAUGAAGCUCAGGGUCCUGCUGCACGUUACACCAGGCGUGAUCAUAGUACGAGCUUGCGCCACAGUGAAACCGGGAUGGUGGAUCAAGUUUUACUGACAACAAAUGCGGAUGGGUUGAGGUUUGUUAAAGUAAGGGUGAGAUCAGUUAGGAUACCACAGAUUGGGGACAAGUUUAGCAGUAGGCACGGACAGAAGGGAACAGUUGGCAUGACAUAUACGCAAGAAGACAUGCCAUGGACCAUGGAAGGGAUCACACCCGACAUUAUUGUGAAUCCCCAUGCUAUUCCCUCUCGAAUGACAAUUGGGCAGCUCAUUGAGUGUAUCAUGGGUAAGGUUGCAGCUCAUAUGGGGAAGGAAGGGGAUGCGACUCCUUUUACAGAUGUCACGGUGGACAACAUCAGCAAGGCUCUUCAUAAAUGUGGGUACCAAAUGCGUGGGUUCGAGACCAUGUACAAUGGUCACACAGGGCGCCGCCUAACAUCUAUGAUAUUCCUGGGUCCCACAUACUACCAAAGACUGAAGCACAUGGUUGAUGACAAGAUCCAUUCACGUGGACGAGGGCCCGUUCAGAUCCUUACAAGACAGCCCGCUGAGGGACGGUCGCGUGAUGGUGGGCUCCGGUUUGGUGAGAUGGAAAGGGACUGCAUGAUUGCGCAUGGUGCCGCUCACUUUCUCAAAGAAAGGUUAUUCGACCAAAGUGACGCAUAUAGGAUUCACGUAUGUGAGCGUUGUGGGUUGAUAGCUAUUGCAAACCUAAAGAAGAAUUCUUUCGAGUGCAGAGGUUGCAAGAACAAAACCGACAUUGUUCAGGUUCACAUUCCUUAUGCCUGUAAGCUGCUGUUCCAAGAGCUAAUGUCUAUGGCUAUAGCUCCAAGAAUGCUCACAAAGGAUGUUAAACAAGCCAAAGACAAAAAGAAGAAAUAAGCCUGAAAACCUAAGCUGGCUGAAGACCAAAAGGAGUAGUAUGUUAUUACUUUGGCACCUCUGAAGUUAUUGCAUAUUUGCGUACGAGGUGCCUUUGUGCUUGCUCUAUUGUACAAACUUCUUACGGUACCUGACAGGGAUUUGUUACCCAUAUUUCCACAAAAAUGUUACGCUCCUAAAAAGUAGCUAGAUACUCAACACCAAAAUCAAAUCUGUAUUUGUACUAAUUCUCGGUAUUCUUUUUCAAGAUAUGGCAUUUCUGAUCACAUUGUUGAUGGAUGAAAAGCAUGAAUCCGGCGGCUUGUUAUACACUUUUCAGGACUAUGAGUGGAAACUUCAUUUGGAUGCUACUUCCUUUGUUUUUUAGAGAGCCUCCAAGGAGUUUUUGAAGGACUGGUGCUGCUACUGUCUUCAAGCCUUCAGCCUUUCGAGGGAAUUGAAGAAUCAAAUCUGUUUGGAGGAAUUUAGUGUUCAUAUUUGGCGUCAUAUAGGCGGAUACACGAAUGUGUUCAGUUUUUGCCACAGGGAAGUAGAAAAAUGGAGAGAACAUAAUUUAUGUACUUUUGCGAAAAUAUUUUCUGGACUUCCAAGUUGUAGUUGUGUUAGCUAGAUGGUUUGUAAUUGGUGUAUGCUGCAGAUGACAAUUUGGUUUCCAAUUUGGGACACAUGAAAAUUGUUUUAUGUGCAAGUUCCAACAUUUUGCUGCUUC